GGAAAUCAGCAGAUUCACCUAUGUGUAUGCGAUGCACAGGGCAGCCUGAGACGGUGAUUCAUAUUCUGAGGGAUUGCACCCCAGCGCUUUUUUUCUAGUCCAGAGCGGUGUCGCAGCAGAAGCAGCAUGAGUUUUUCAGCGCCACUCACGAGGCCUGGUUCCGCAGUAAUCUCUUGAGCAAGGAGUCAGCGAGCUCAGGUAUUAGUUGGCCUGGUUUUUUCAGUAUGGCAUGCUGGUUAUUACGGAAAAAUCGCACCACUAUGGCGUUCAAGGGAGCUAGUGCAGCAAUGACAGCACCCUCACUCUGGCACUCCAUUAUGGUUAAGAGCAAGCUAUGGAAUGAUUCCUGGCAUGCCCCAUACCCAUUCUCCAAUCCCAAGAAACAGGUGACGGAGCGGUUUAUGGCGGACAUCGGUUGGGCGCCUCCUACGGAAGGUUGGGUUAUGGUGAACACGGAUGGGGCUUCUAAUGGAAACCCGGGGCCAGCCGGUGCCGGUGGGGUGGUGCGAGGUCCACUGGGAAACUGGUUGGGAGGUUUUGUGGCAGGAAUUGGCACGGCAACUGCCGUUCUGGCGGAACUAUGGGCCAUUUACUAUGGUUUAGAGCUCACAUGGAAUCUCGGUCAUCGGAUGGUGAAGUUAGCUUCGGAUUCUCAGCUUGCGAUUCAGCUGAUUCAGGAACGUCAUGAUCCCAUUCAUCCCUAUGCGACCCUUUUGAACCUUAUUCGCAGGAAAAUCGGGCAAGAUUGGUUGGUUAGCUUGACUCAUACUUAUUGCGAAGGGAAUAGAGUCGCGGACUGGCUCUCGAAGCACAGUCUCGUCUAUCCCUACGGUAUGCAUGAGUUAGCUGACCCACCUAUAGGGGUUAUCCCGCUGCUGCAAGAUGAUGUGAUGGGUGUUACCUUUGAGCGCCGGGUUGUGGCGACCUCCUCCUCUACUAUCUAGUCUUCCUCUAUAACCCCUCUCUUUCUUGGCUUCGGCCUCCCUUGUCAUAAAAAAAAAAUAUAUAUAUUUUGCGAUAAAGAGACGACCGUCGGCAAAGUGUGAAGCCUUAGCUUUUGAAGGGCACAUAAUCCUCGUGUAGGGAAAAGGGGGGCAUCGGCAUGCCAAUUACCUCUCUUUUCUUUACUCAAAGGCCUCCACUUCCCUAUUCUGAUCAAACAUUUUUAUGCAAAUCAGAAAAGUAAUUAAAGAAAGUGAUACUUUCACA
Molecule: messenger RNA, 1209 nt
Organism: Linum trigynum
Lineage: Eukaryota; Viridiplantae; Streptophyta; Magnoliopsida; Malpighiales; Linaceae
Source: the annotation of a GenBank genome assembly